AUGGGCACCAGUCGUCGCCAAUCGUCAUUAUCCAAGUCUAUCCAGUCUGCGUUGACUCGUGAGCCGGACCGAUUCAAGAAGACCGCCCUAGGCAAAUUGUUGGCCUUCUUCUCCGUGUACCGCAUUAAGCUUGUCCGCCAUGAGAAGAUAGUAUUUGAACAACUGCGCCAGGAUGUCUGGCAGUUUGACGAAGAUGAAUACAAGGGAAGCUUUCAUACAACAAGUGGGCAACCACCGUUGAAGGCGAUGGGUGACUUGGGUUACUCGGGCUCGACAUUCUUCUCAACUCUCGAUGCACAAUUCCUUAUAAAAAGUCUGCCAAGACAUUUCGAGUAUUCGUUCUUCGAAGGAGAUCUCCUUCAGCCAUAUUAUGAAUAUAUGUCUCAGCAUCCAGAUUCAUUGUUGGUUUGGAUCACAGACUAUAUUAUUGCACCUUACGUUACUCUUGGAACGAUCUUUGGUUGCACUCCAGCCCGUCAUAUAAUUAUGGAAAACGCACUUUGCGGUCAAGAUGAAGACCCAGCAGCUGAAAGAUGGGAGACCUACGACUUGAAGCCGAUUGACUACUUUUACCCCGAGCGUGACCUAGUACCAGAGCCUCUUGUGAGCGAAGGAACCCUCAACAAGCUGGCAGAUACUUUCAACGACAAGCUCCGCCUCUGGCGUGCGGACUACGAGAAAUUCUGGAAGUCAAUCCAGGACGAUACCAAAUUCCUACAGGACGCCAAUGCGGUAGACUACUCGUUGUUCCUAGUGCGGAUACCUGCCUCAUCAGAGCCCACAGUUCGAGGACGAGCGAGUCCUUGGAGGACAGGACUUUUAUCCGCUGAUGGACAGUGGAAGUAUCGCGCAUCUGUGCUCGACUUCUUCUAUGCCCGACACAAGUUGCAAGCUCAAGCACUUUCGGGUGUGGUGCAGACAUUUAAUGUCAUUGGUCGACAGGGUCCCAUGACAAUUACGACCACGCCAAGUGAAUAUCGUGAGAGUUUCCUGGCUAUGAUAGCAGGAUUGAUUGAGGUUCAUUGA
Messenger RNA from Penicillium canescens, 1026 nucleotides. RefSeq names its product phosphatidylinositol phosphate kinase family protein. Gene Ontology annotation, biological process: phosphatidylinositol metabolic process. Gene Ontology annotation, molecular function: phosphatidylinositol kinase activity. The record is from RefSeq and is a predicted model, not a curated record. The transcript is spliced from 2 exons. NCBI's taxonomy places the organism in Eukaryota, Fungi, Ascomycota, Eurotiomycetes, Eurotiales, Aspergillaceae. Bases 1 to 1026 code for a protein of 341 amino acids.